GUUUGCAUCGCGAAACAUUCUCUGGCGCGCUCGGAGUGACUCAGGAUCGAACAAUACCGUGCUAGAAGUUCAUGAAGCGCAAAUCAGCCGCUCUCGUGGAUUAUGCCGGCUCCGACGACAAUUCCUCGGACUCAUCCUCAGAUGAAAAGCCACAUACAAGGAAAAAGACUCGAGCUUCCUCUACCCACGAACCAUCUUCCUCUACUUCCCCACCAUUUGCCACCCAACCUACAUCACGUCCUCGCAAACUCCCCUACCUCGCCCCCUCCAUAACAGGGCCCGUGCACGUCGACAAUCCCGCUCUCCAUCAAGGCCGCAUACGCUCCGUGCCGCACGUCGACGGCCAGUGGGCCUGCCAUGUGUAUGUUCCUGUCACUCUGAAGCCGCGAAGCGCCCUGCGCGACGUCCUGGAAGACGCAAUACAAAGAGCGAAGGUUGGCGUGCAAGAGAGCAUGGAUUUACCUGCACAAGAGACGUCGGGAAUGUCUGCAUUCCACACGUUCUGGGAUGCCGAGACGCCCAGGCCGGAGCUUCACAUCUCGCUCUCCCGGCCCAUUUUCCUGCGCGCGCAUCAGCGCGAGGACCUGAAGCGCGCGGUAAAAAGAGUGGCGCGGGAAACGCAAGGGUUCAGCACGUCUUUCACCUCCUUUUCUGUUCUGACAAACGACGAGAAUACGCGCGCCUUCCUCACUGUUGAUGUGGGCGCAGGACAUCCAGAGCUCGCCGCAAUGACGUCUAAACUCACCCCUUUCCUCCGCUCUGUACGUCAGCAAGAGUAUUACUCUUGCCCCAAGUAUCAUGCGUCUAUUGGCUGGACACUGCUGAGCCCUAAGUACGCCACAAGCACUUCAGCAGUGGACGGCGAGAAUGAUGCCACUGUAUCAGCAAAUGCUGCUGAAACGUCUGCUAUCCCCGCAACCUCCAUCGACACCACCUUUGCCAGCAUACCCGCAUUUCCAGAAGGGGUGGUUGAUGGCUUGAACAAGACUUAUGGAUCACGAAUAGUGAAGGUAGGAUUGGUGGAGGUUGGGAGGGUCUCGGUGCGGAUCGGGAAGGAGGUGUCUUCGUGGGCGUUGGGCAGUUGAAGCUAUACAUUACUCUGCUAUGUUACUAGCGACUAGACCUACUCUAGGUUUAUUGGGCAUGAUAAAGCGAACACUGCUCAUGGC
Schizophyllum commune H4-8 is the source of this 1169-nucleotide messenger RNA. RefSeq lists its product as uncharacterized. Gene Ontology annotation, cellular component: nucleus. The record is from RefSeq and is a predicted model, not a curated record. The transcript is spliced from 4 exons. Gene Ontology annotation, molecular function: 3'-5'-RNA exonuclease activity. Bases 72 to 1085 code for a protein of 337 amino acids. Lineage: Eukaryota; Fungi; Basidiomycota; Agaricomycetes; Agaricales; Schizophyllaceae. Gene Ontology annotation, biological process: U6 snRNA 3'-end processing.